CGAGACCCCCGGGCCAGGGCAGUGCGAGACCCCCGGGCCAGCCUUAAGUGCUUCUGUGCCUGAACCAUCAGCAUGGCGACAGAAAAGCUCAAGCAGCACAAAAUCAUCUUUGUGGUGGGUGGCCCUGGCUCGGGCAAGGGGACGCAGUGUGAGAAGAUCGUGCAGAAGUACGGCUACACCCACCUGUCCACGGGGGACCUGCUGCGGGCAGAGGUCAGCUCGGGCUCGGAGCGGGGCAAGAAGCUGCAGGCCAUCAUGGAGAAGGGAGAGCUGGUGCCCCUGGACACGGUGCUGGACAUGCUGAGGGAUGCCAUGGUGGCCAAAGCAGACGUGUCCAAGGGCUUCCUCAUCGAUGGAUACCCCCGCGAGGUGAAGCAGGGAGAGGAGUUUGAGAAGAAGAUCGCGCCCCCCACGCUGCUGCUGUACGUGGAUGCGGGGAAGGACACGAUGGUGAAACGCCUGCUGAAGAGAGGAGAGACCAGUGGGAGGGUGGAUGACAAUGAGGAGACCAUCAAGAAGCGUUUGGAGACCUACUACAAGGCCACUGAGCCCGUCAUUGCCUUCUACAAGAGCAGAGGCAUCGUCCGCCAGCUCAACGCCGAGGGCUCUGUGGAGGAGGUUUUCCAGCAGGUCUGCACCCACCUCGACUGCCUGUGAGCAGCCCCCGGCCCCAGCUCCCCCGGUGCACUCCAGCAGAGACAGCGGAAGCGGCUUUAUCCUGUUUUCGUGGACGGAGCCGUGCGGAGGAAAUUUCAAGGACAUUGUGUUUGGCUCUUUCCCGUCUCUCCCCAGUAAAGUUCACUUUAAUGAA
Molecule: messenger RNA, 811 nt
Organism: Melozone crissalis (California towhee)
Lineage: Eukaryota; Metazoa; Chordata; Aves; Passeriformes; Passerellidae
Gene: AK1
Product: adenylate kinase 1
Exons: 7
Coding region: 73-657 (194 amino acids)
Biological process (GO): nucleoside triphosphate biosynthetic process; ATP metabolic process
Cellular component (GO): cytosol; cytoplasm
Molecular function (GO): nucleoside diphosphate kinase activity; AMP kinase activity; ATP binding
Source: RefSeq, a predicted model, not a curated record